AAAGCUGUUCAGUUGAAUUGUGAUUGCUGUCGGAUUAACACGAAUGUUGUGAACGGUGAAGAAAUUUUUGCGAAGAAAAUUUAAAAAAAUAUUAAAAGGUUUUUGAAAAGCAUUUAAUCUAGUUUAUUAAUAAAUUUAUAUAUAAUAAAUACAAAGAUGAAAUUGACGAUAUUCGUACUAGCAGCGGUUUUCUGUAUGGCACAUUCAAAUCCAGUGCCAUUGCCAGAGGAAUCAAUAGACUUAAUUAAUAUUCCGCUCAAAGACAAUAAGGAACUAGAUAUUUUAACACUCGCCGAAAGCGAUGGAACGAUAAACGAGAGAAAUAAGAGAACAAUUGGAAUUCUACGAGAAUUAUUCCCACAAUUAUCAAAAGUGCAAGCUGUUGAAGAACAAAACGUUUUAGAGCCAAGUAGUGCUGGUUCAGAUGCAUUCUUUGAGACAAUUCGCGUUGCACGUGAAACUACUAAUCUUAACAAUAACCAAGAUAAUAAAAUUAACAAUGAUCAACCGGCUGCGGCAUCGGAACCAGUUAAAGAUCAACAAGCACAAGCUGCUGAAAAUUCAUCAUCAGCAGUAGAUGAGUUAACACUUGAUAGUGUGGAAGAUGAUGAGAAUCGCGGCAAAAGGUUUCUCAAUUUUGGAGCACAAGCUAGUGGAACUGGAAGUUCAGGAUCAGGCGGUGGCUCCGGAAAUUUCCUCUUUGACAUCAUUCGACAAACAGCAGAUCGAGUUGCACGUGGUGCUGGAAGUGCAUUUCGUGUUCUUGCUGGAACAGAAUCACUUGAUUCAGCAAUUAAAAAUAUCAAAAUAGAUGCACAUGGUGAAACUUUGGAUGACGAUUCGAGUCUGAGUCGAUCAGCGAGAAGUGGCAACUUUAGUUCGUUAGUGAGUGGCAGCAGUGGAUCAGAGCAACAAGAUGAGAGAGCAAAUUCACCUGUUGAUGGAUCAACCGAUGUUGGUAAAGGUGACGGAUAUACGGAAGGAAUUCCCGGACCUGUUACACGAUUAGUCGUUCUUGCCAAUCGUGGAUUAUCUAAUCUUAUUCAAGAUUUGAUUCUCCGAAUCGCCCAAACGAGUGAACGAGUUGUUAACUUCAAAGCCCGACUAAUUACUGCACUCAUCUAAGAAAUAACAUUGAAUUCUUCAUACUCAGCAAAAUGCUCAUCCAUCAAUGAAUCUUCUUUGCUCAAUCGUUUAUUUUUCAUUAGACUAACAACCUCUUAUCUUCUUGCCGUCUCCUUCUCUCCUUCUUUUUCAUCAUAUCAGCUUUAAUCUUGCGACAUUACUGCUGAUAAAUUAUGUGUUCGCUUUUUUUUCUCAUUGCUAUUCCUUUCUUUAAUGCACAACCUUUCUAUUAUGCUUAUUAUAAUUAGGAACUACAUCACAUUACACAAGUUUUUUGCACAUCUGCCGAAAAAGUAUCAAUACUAUUGUAAAUUUUUUUUUAAAAAAUGGUUUUCACAUUUUAUUUUUUUCAUUUUUAUAUUAUAAUUUUUUUACCUCUUGCUCAAUACAAUGACUGUGGUGUUAUGUAAAAAGAAACAAUUAAGGACAACAUGAGAAAUUUAUUAUUGUUUAAAAUAAUGGAAACAAAUGAAAGUGUAGGAUAUGAUAAAAGCAAUAUGAAUUGUGUAAAAAAUAAAUUGGGAGAGGUUAUGUGAACAUGGGAGAAUCAGCAGCUCUGCUUCACUUUUUGUUUCGCGUAUUAUUCCUUAGUAAUAAAAUGCUUAAGAUUGAGGAACAUUAAAUUCACAUGAAUUUCAUUCAAAAUCAACAACCACCAAUCAAAAACCUUCAAAAAUUCGCUUCAAUUAAAGUAAAAGUUUUUCUUAGAAUAAUUUAUAAAUUUUAUUUCCUUUUUGUACCUAUUAACUUUCGAAGAUUUAUGAAAAUUCAUUUUAAAUUCUUUAUCAUUAUGUUACAAAAAUUUAUUUGUUUUAUAAGAAAAAUUGUCAAAACAUUUAACGAGCCAU
Molecule: messenger RNA, 1973 nt
Organism: Chironomus riparius
Lineage: Eukaryota; Metazoa; Arthropoda; Insecta; Diptera; Chironomidae
Source: the annotation of a GenBank genome assembly